CUGCUCCUGUGGGAAAAUCACUCGCCCACGCUCACAACUGACUCUCUAUCUUCCUCUCCCUCCCUCUGCUGAUCCCUUGUUUCCUGCUGUGUUUCUUCAUCCUUCCUUCAGAGCCACCUCACUAGGAUCCAACCAGGAUCCACAAACCAGCUCUUCAAGGAAAUGGCUUCCAAACAGCCAAUUGGCUACAAAUGUUGCAUAGCAGGAGUGCUGCUUCUCCUCUUGGCCAGCGUUGCCGCCCUAGUUGCUGUUGCUGUCAUCCAGGACACCUGGAGGUUCAACGACUACAGCUAUGAGUAUGGCAUCGUGAUAGACUCAGGUUCAUCACGUUCCAAUAUUUACCUGUACAAGUGGCCGGGGGAGAAAGAAAAUGAAACAGGAGUGGUGACUGAGCAAAUGAACUGUAAAGUUGCCGGUGAUGGUAUCUCCGAGAUGAAAGUUGACAAGGAAAAAGAUGCCAAGUCAAUGGCGGCAUUUAAAGUGUGCAUUAAAGACAUCACCGAAGCCAUUCCUGCUGAAAAAUGCAAAACCACAACUCUUUUUCUAGGAGCAACUGCUGGAAUGAGACUGCUACAGCAAGAGAACAAACAGAGGUCAAGUGAAAUCAUGGAAGAUCUUAGGGAAUACCUGUCGUCUCUGCCUUUCGUCUUCCAAAACGCUUCCAUUAUUUCUGGACAAGAAGAAGGGCUGUAUGGGUGGAUUACUGUCAACUACCUGAUGGGGAACUUACUAGAGAAAAACACAUGGAACAAAUAUGUGCGCCCUCAAGGGGAAAAGACUGUAGGGUCCAUGGACCUUGGUGGAGCUUCAACACAGAUCGCAUUUGCUGUCCAGAGUAAUCUCAGUGGGCCGGACUACUUACCUGUCAAACUGUACGGUUACCCUUACAAUGUCUACACACACAGUUUCCUCUGCUAUGGCAAAAAUGAGGCUGGGAAGAUGGUUCUGGACAAAGUAGUGCGGGAGUCAUCUCACCUAAACUACAUUCCUAACCCAUGCUACCCUAAGGGUUACAACGUCACCUUGAGCGCAUCAUCCAUUUAUGACACACAGUGCACUAAGAUACCAAACGACUACAAACCAGAUCAACAACUCUUCUUUGUGGGUACUGGCAACUCGGACAUGUGCCUAAGCAUGGUGAAGAGGAUCUUUGAUUUCCAGACAUGUUCUUCAACCCAGUGUUCCUUCAAUGGGGUCGAGCAGCCACCAGUCACUGGAGAAUUUAUGGCAUAUGCAGGAUUCUUCUAUACUAGUAAGGCGAUUGGGUUGGAAGGGAAAUCCGAUCUCGAUCAAUUCAAUGCUUCAUGUACUCAAUUCUGCGAAGAAAAGUGGACGGUGUUGAAGGAAGAGAAGACUGGGAUCAGUGACAGAUACCUUAGGACCUAUUGUUUUUCAUCUCACUAUGUGUUCACUUUGCUGGCAGACGGAUACAAGUUUGACAAAGAAACGUGGAAAAACAUUAACUUCCAAAAAGAGGUAAAGGACACCAACAUUGGUUGGAGUUUGGGUUACAUGCUGACUUUGUCCAACAUGAUCCCGUCUGAAGUGAAAGAAAUCCUCCCCAUGACAGAUCCCCUGUUUGCCGGUCUUAUCUUUCUAUUUUCAGCACUCAUCAUCAUAACUGUUGUUUUAGUUUUCAUCUUCCUCAUUCGCACCUGCUACUGAGAGAAGUGUGAGAAAGGGAAUGGCCAUUAGAAGCCUUGUGGGUUGCUGUUAUCCUUUAACUAGAAGGAGAGCACUACAGCAGCAUGUGCCUGCCAAGACAAUUGCGCCGAAAGUAACUAAGGGGAAUUUUCUAGUUUGUGCCUUUAACUGCCAUCUGUGUCAAUUGUGAGGGUUUAUAAAAACGUAAGAGACUCAAAAAUGAAAUAAAAUCAUCUCCAGUGUAUCCCGUUAGUGACUUUGAAUAGACUGGUUAUAAUAAAACGGUAAAAAACGUAUCCAAAGAAGACUUUCAAAAUGUUACAAUUGACACACAGGGUAAGUAAAAGGAUGCAAAAACUGGUGACACAGUGGUCUAUGAAUGCUGCAGAGAUAAUGAAAGAGCACCCGGGAAUUUCGACGUGCCUGUUCUUGUCGAACAUUGUGUAAAAAAAGAAGAAGCAUGAGCAACUGAAUCACUGAUUGAUUCUGUUGAUUCCCCUGUAUUAUACAUGUAGUUGCACUGUAUGGUUCCACUUUUACAAGCUAAAUGGUAGCACUUUGCCAAAGCCAGUGUUUUAAAAUAUACUGUACCUAACUCUGUAAUCCUGCUAAUAAUCUUUUUUUGAUAUCACAUAGUGAAUGACCUCAUUGAAAACCAGUGGUGCACAUCAACACUCCCCAUUUAAUGAAUGAAAACCUCCCUAAUAAACAAUGUAUUCAAUGUGC
This is a messenger RNA of Trematomus bernacchii (emerald rockcod), 2370 nucleotides long. It is a transcript of the gene entpd3, whose product is annotated as ectonucleoside triphosphate diphosphohydrolase 3. Lineage: Eukaryota; Metazoa; Chordata; Actinopteri; Perciformes; Nototheniidae. The record is from RefSeq and is a predicted model, not a curated record. Gene Ontology annotation, cellular component: plasma membrane. Gene Ontology annotation, molecular function: UDP phosphatase activity; GDP phosphatase activity. The coding region runs from base 163 to 1665 and encodes 500 amino acids. The transcript has 10 exons. Gene Ontology annotation, biological process: nucleoside diphosphate catabolic process.